This is a messenger RNA of Passer montanus (Eurasian tree sparrow), 1678 nucleotides long. It is a transcript of the gene SLC38A8, whose product is annotated as solute carrier family 38 member 8. Gene Ontology annotation, biological process: amino acid transmembrane transport. NCBI's taxonomy places the organism in Eukaryota, Metazoa, Chordata, Aves, Passeriformes, Passeridae. The transcript is spliced from 11 exons. Bases 7 to 1635 code for a protein of 542 amino acids. The record is from RefSeq and is a predicted model, not a curated record. Gene Ontology annotation, molecular function: amino acid transmembrane transporter activity.
GCCGGCAUGGAGCGGGCGGCGGGCGAGGCCCGGCCCCUGCUGCCGGCGGCGGGGCGCUCCGCCGCGCCCUCCUCGCCCGGGCUCUCCUCCGCCGGCGCCGUCUUCAUCCUGCUCAAGUCUGCGCUGGGCGCGGGGCUGCUGAGCUUCCCCUGGGCCUUCGGCAGGGCCGGCGGGGCCGUUCCCGCCCUCCUGGUGGAGCUGGGCUCGCUGGUGUUCCUGGUGAGCGGGCUGGCGGUGCUGGGCUAUGCCGCGGCCCUCAGCGCCCAGCCCACCUACCAGGGCGUGGUGCGGGCCGUGUGCGGCGCGGCCCUGGGCAAGCUCUGCGAGGUCUGCUUCCUCCUCAACCUCUUCAUGAUCUCCGUGGCCCUCCUCAGGGUGGUGGGCGACCAGCUGGAGAAACUGUGUGACUCCCUGUACCCCAACGGGACACUGAGUGGGACUCCUCAGCUGCCCCCCUGGUACGUGGACCAGCGCUUCACCCUCUCAGCUCUCUGUGUCCUCGUCAUCUUCCCACUCUCUGUCCCCAAGGAGAUUGGCUUCCAGAAGUACUCCAGCAUCCUGGGCACGCUGGCUGCCUGCUACCUCACUCUGGUCGUCAUCCUGAAAUACUACCUGCAGGCAGAGAGCCUGCGUUUGACUGAGCCGCCCCAGCCCUCCAGGUCCUCGUCCUGGACCUCUAUCUUCAGUGUCAUUCCCACCAUCUGCUUUGGCUUCCAGUGCCACGAGGCAUGUGUGGCCAUCUACAGCAGCAUGCGCAACCAGAGCUUCUCCCACUGGGUCACCGUCUCUGUGCUCUCCAUGCUCAUUUGCCUGCUCAUCUACUCCCUCACUGGGCUCUAUGGCUACCUGACCUUUGGCGAGGCCGUGGCGUCCGAUGUCCUGAUGUCCUACCCAGGGAAUGACCCGCUUGUCAUCGUCGCUCGCCUGCUCUUUGGCGUCUCCAUUGUCACCAUUUACCCCAUUGUGGUGCUGCUGGGCAGGUCCGUGGUGAAGGACUUGUGGGCAGCCCCGAAGCGCGGGGCCGUGGCGGUGUCUGGGGCACACGAGCGGCGGAGCCGGGUGGCACUGACGGUCACCUGGAUGGCUGCCACGCUGGGCAUCGCCCUCUUCGUCCCCGACAUCGGCAAAGUCAUCGAGCUCAUCGGGGGCAUCAGCGCCUUCUUCAUCUUCAUCUUCCCAGGGCUGUGCCUCGUGUGUGUGACCGGGACCCGCAGCCUUGGGCCACGCAAAAGGGAUGACAUGAGCUGGGGCGAUGGAGACUGCGAGGGGACAGUCCCAGCCUGCCCGGGACAGUCUGGGAAGGAGCACGGUGCUGAGGACCCUGUGGCAGAGCAGCAGCAGGGUUUGGGUGGACAGGGGGGCUGCUGGGCUUUCUGCCAUCGACUGGGAGCAAGGCAGAGGAGCAGGGCAGAGGAGACCCUGCAGAGUCAGAGGAGCUGGGGUACAGGGGUGGCCCGUAAGCGAGGCCAGCUCUACCCCGGCAGCCUCUGCUCGUGUCGCUGCAGGGCUGCUCUCAUCGCCUGGGGCGUUGUCUCCGUUCUCGGCGGUGCCUUUGUGUGCGGGCAGAGCGCUGCCCUGGCCGUGCUGGGGCUGCUGCGCUGGGGGAGCACAGAGCCCAGCGUGACCCCACCGUGAGCCCCAGCGUCCUGCCCCCGACAGAAAACAGCCACACACCGGA